GCCCUGUCGGUCUUCUUUUCAUUUUCAGGAUGUAUCUUUGAGCUUUCAAGUAUUUCCCAGUACUCCUAACAAGCAGGUCGAUUGCCCAUUCUCGGCGUCCAUUUCGUAAUGUCUCUCUGGGCUCGCGAACCGACGACGGCAGCAGAUGCCAGCUACAAAACCGCCGUGUGGGCAUACUAUCGAUACUAUCCGUCCGAGGCAGCCGCCAUCCUCUUCACUGUCCUGUUUCUUAUCACUACCUUUGUCCAUCUAUAUCAGCUGCUUCGUCGCCGGACUUGGUUUUUCAUUCCUUUUGUGAUCGGGGGCUUCUUCGAAUGGGUUGGGUAUCUUGGCCGUGCUCUGUCCAGUCGGGAAAGUCCCAACUGGUCGAUGGGGCCCUAUAUCCAACAAACCCUCUUGCUCUUGUUGGCUCCAGCGCUAUUCGCAGCUUCAGUCUAUAUGAUGCUCGGACGGAUUGUGGUGCUACUAGAUGCUGAGCACCUUUGCAUAUUCAAGAAAAAGUGGCUCACAAAGUUCUUUGUGUGUGGCGAUGUUCUAUCUUUCACCGUCCAGGCUGCCGGUGGCGGUGUUAUGGCCAGUGGUUCUCUCUCAGCCGUGCAAAACGGUGAAAAGAUUGUUAUUGCUGGCCUUGCCAUACAGAUUCUUUUCUUCAGCCUCUUUAUUGUCACCUGUGCGAUCUUCCACCGUCGUGUGGUCAAGCGUCAGACAGAGAAAUCAAUAAAUCUGAGCAGCUCCUGGCGUAAACACCUGUGGAUCCUCUAUGCAGUCAACUUGCUCAUCAUGAUUCGGUCAAUGUUUCGGCUCAUUGAAUAUGCAAUGGGUAACAACGGCUAUCUGCUGCGGCAUGAGGCGUUCCUCUAUGUAUUUGAUGGAGUUCUUAUGCUAGCGGCCAUGAUCCUGUUCAAUGUCGUCCAUCCCAGCAGUCUGAUACCGAGCAGGAGUAAAAGCCUCGAGCAGGAUUCUUCCGCUGCCUAAACAUUUACGAUUUACCAUCAACGAAUUAGCUGAUUCUCGCAACUGGAUCUCUAUUUUUCCUUAUUGGUUGUGUUAUUUUAAACUGUCCUACCUUCCGCCCUUCAAUCUGUGUUCGAUUAAAUAGUAUCAGACUAGAUACUUUUGUUCUCAGCG
Messenger RNA from Aspergillus novofumigatus IBT 16806, 1128 nucleotides. Its product is annotated as RTA1 domain-containing protein. Gene Ontology annotation, cellular component: membrane. Bases 109 to 975 code for a protein of 288 amino acids. The record is from RefSeq and is a predicted model, not a curated record. NCBI's taxonomy places the organism in Eukaryota, Fungi, Ascomycota, Eurotiomycetes, Eurotiales, Aspergillaceae. The transcript has 3 exons.